CCGGCGGGCACCGCGCGGUCCCGCCGCUCCCAGCCGCUAUGGCGCCGCCGCAGCGCGCCGCGCUGUGCCUCUUCGACGUGGACGGGACCCUCACGGCGCCCCGGCAGAAAAUCACGGCGGAAAUGGCGGAGUUCUUGCAGAGGUUGCGUCAGAAGGUGAAGGUGGGCGUUGUCGGGGGUUCCGAUUUCGAGAAGAUCAAGGAGCAGCUCGGCGAUGACGUGGUUGAAAAGUUUGACUACGUGUUUCCAGAGAACGGCCUCGUGGCAUACAAAGAUGGGAAGUUCUUCAGCAAGCAGAACAUUCAGGGUCACCUGGGUGAGGAUGUGCUUCAAGAUCUUAUCAACUACUGCCUGAGUUACAUUGCAAAGAUUAAACUGCCGAAAAAAAGGGGGACUUUUAUUGAAUUCCGAAAUGGGAUGUUAAACGUGUCCCCCAUUGGAAGAAGCUGUAGCCAAGAAGAACGAAUUGAGUUCUAUGAACUUGAUAAGAAGGAGCAUAUAAGAGAAAAAUUUGUAGCUGAUUUACGAAGAGAAUUUGCAGGAAAAGGCCUCACAUUUUCUAUAGGAGGCCAGAUAAGCUUUGAUGUGUUCCCAGAUGGCUGGGACAAGAGGUACUGCUUAGGAAUCAUUGCAGAAGAUGGGUACAAGACUAUUUAUUUCUUUGGAGAUAAGACUAUGCCAGGUGGGAACGAUUAUGAAAUUUUCACAGACUCCAGAACUGAAGGCCACAGCGUUACGUCCCCGCAGGAUACAAGAAGAAUCUGUGAAGAGCUGUUUUUUAAUUAAAAGACCUUCUUUUAGACUUCACAUUUACCAAAUGGUUAUAAGACAGCUUAAUAAUUCAAAUCAUCUUCAUUCUGUAUUGUUUUUGUAACUCGUGAUAAAUACUCAGUGCUUUGCAGGUGUAAAGGGAAGGGUUUUAACUCAAGAGAACCUUGGUGACUGGUUAAGUGAGCAGAGCUCAUUUAGGACCAUCCUUUCACGGUUUCUAUUAGCAGAAGUACGUUUUGGUUAGUUGUGGUUUUGUUCUUUUUAUUUGUUUGCUUGUUUUUUUAAAGUCAUCAGCCCACAUGACUUCACUGUGUCUCUGUGUUUCCCUGUGGAGCAUUACUUUGGGAACAGUAAUUAAUUUCACUUAGAAAACUAGACAUUUCUGGCCAGGUUAACCUGCAGAACUUGAUUCCUCAUGUGUCUGUGGCUUGAAGUCACAGGAGCUACUGGAAAAUAAAGGGGUGAUAGUUACAUUGAUGCAUUGUUUCAGAUACACCUGACAGUAUGUUUUGUAAAUCUGUGCAGGGAAAAAUGAACUUAGUUUUUCAUCUUGUUUUUUCUUUCUUUCCCUCUCUUUAAACUAACUAGUAAAACUUAUUUGCUAAUUAAUUACACUGCACUCCCUCCUCAUCCCCCCCAUUAAUCUGCCUGUUGUUGAUUUAUGGCCUUAAAGUUGGCCUGCAAGGCAUUUAUGCCUUGUUUUGGCUUUGAAGCUGCUAUUUAAAAUAAACACUUUGAAGGCUUUUUAAAAACAUAUGUAAAUAACCUUGUGCUGUGAAGACAUGAAUUUUAAGACACCAGAGUAAAAGAUAUGUUGUACUAUUUAUAUUUUUUUUCCUGGGGGUGGGAAGGCAGAACUGAGCCUGAAGUCCCUGAGUUUGCUCAUGUUUUAGUGCACAGUCAGCAGGUGUGGGGCCUGUCAGCAUUGGGAGGGCUGGGCCACCUGAUGCUGGUUUCCUCCUCACCACAGCCUGCACUGCCAAUGCAGUGUACAGUUGAUGGACCCCUGCUUUUUGCAGACUAUUUUAAAUCUACAGUGGAAAAAAAAUAGAAACCCAAUAUUAAAAUAACUUGAGUGCAGCAACAAAAUACGAUUUUGUCACUUAUUACACUAUUCCUGGUAAGAAUAUGGUAGGUGAGAUGUUUUUAGUGCUACAAUAAAUGAUACAGGUUUCUACUAAAAUUCACAUUGAAGCAUGGCAAUCAGAGUAACUUAAUACUACUACUCCUACCUGGCAUUUGGAAAUUAAUCUCUUCUGGGAAUGGUUUAGUUUGGAAAAAGACAAUAAAAAUUCUAACAGUCUGUCAUUUUGGCAAAUAAAUUAUUUUAAGCAGCUCUGUUGUGUGUUUCCUGUAUGCACAUCGAAGUUACUUAAUUUAAUGCUUCCCAUUUCAGGUUUGCAUGAUUGCUAACAGCUUAAAAAGAAAAAAAAGAAAAACAUUAAGUUCAGAGGGCUUGCAAAAGAGGUGGUGGGUGCUCUGAUGCUCUCAUCGAAAAGUUCUAGCCUAAUCCACUUCUCAUAUGCACACUUCCAUAAUGUAAUUCAGCCUCAACCAUUUUAAUGAAAGCAGAUGCUGGACCAGACACAUUAGUAUUACGAGAAACGUCUCUAAAGAGAACCACAGCCUAAUAGCUGCUGCUUUGUAUGUACACAAACAUGAUGCAGCUACUUAUUGCAUUACUUCACAGUUGUUUCCUGUUUGCAAAAACCUAUGCAAAACACCCUGCGAAGGACCAAAACCAGGCUUGUUGCACUAGCAACCACUGCCAAUAGGUCAUCAUCUGCCUCUCAUGCCACCAGACGAGAAGCAAACUGAGAGAAAGAGCCCCUGAAGCCUGGCUGAAGCUUUCCUGCAGGAGUUUUGAAUGCUGAGUGCUCUAUCUUGGGAGCCCUUUCUGCAAUGCCUUGGUCUCCCAGUCGGCUGGUACAGCCAGGCUGUCCUCCCUGUUCCCCCAGUGUAGGUUAACAUGAACAGCUAGUACUGAAUACUACAUAAUGAAAAUAAUGUCUUUAUAGAAAUAUAAAAUCUUGUGCACUAAUUGACCAUACCACUAGAAAACAUGGUAAAUUACUUUCUACUACUUCUGAUAGCGCAUAUCAUCUUAACAGCAUGCAUAUGCAGAUACCUGCAGUCUCCUCUGUUUAAAGAACUUCAACACAGAUUACGUAGAGAUCAGACUGAAGACAUAUUACAGCAUUAUAACAGCUGCAUUUAUUGUAAAGAAAGCAAUAUGCAAUACUCCACAAGCUAGAUAGUGUUAAACCUGCCAUUACUCAGUCAUGGUUAAAAACAAAAAGCUGCUGCAGGCUGGUCAUUACAGCACACUAUAGUGUAAUACAGCUUAAAGUAAAACAAGCCAUCACAGCAGUUACUGACCUUCAUACAGCUGAGCUCCCCCCAGGUCAGACCUUGGAACAGAUCUCUGCUGUGAGAGUCCUGAGACAUUUCAUGACAGCGAGUGCCUCUUGGAAAAACUGCAAACAGGCAACUGAAGUUACAGCGCGUCACAGAGCUAACAGGAGAGUAUCGUGCAAUCUUUUUCUAUUUUUAUUCUUUUUUAUGUGCAAAGUCAAUAAAAAUCCACUGUUAGGAAAGAAAAGAGGAAAAAAUGGAAGGCAAACGGGAGCAGCAUGGUCACAUUACUUCAGCUAUAUGCAACCUCGCAGGCAGAGAAGAGAGCUGGGGCAAGGGUGGCCAGAGCACAUCCUAUCAAGAAAGUCUUCUAAAAAACACAGCUGCAGAAUCUACUCCACCCAGAGG
This is a messenger RNA of Phasianus colchicus (ring-necked pheasant), 3533 nucleotides long. It is a transcript of the gene PMM2, whose product is annotated as phosphomannomutase 2. Gene Ontology annotation, cellular component: cytosol. The record is from RefSeq and is a predicted model, not a curated record. Gene Ontology annotation, biological process: mannose metabolic process; protein N-linked glycosylation; GDP-mannose biosynthetic process. NCBI's taxonomy places the organism in Eukaryota, Metazoa, Chordata, Aves, Galliformes, Phasianidae. Gene Ontology annotation, molecular function: phosphomannomutase activity.